This is a messenger RNA of Homalodisca vitripennis (glassy-winged sharpshooter), 1377 nucleotides long. RefSeq names its product serine/threonine-protein kinase mos (gene Mos). Gene Ontology annotation, molecular function: protein kinase activity; ATP binding. The transcript is spliced from 7 exons. NCBI's taxonomy places the organism in Eukaryota, Metazoa, Arthropoda, Insecta, Hemiptera, Cicadellidae. The coding region runs from base 192 to 1349 and encodes 385 amino acids. Gene Ontology annotation, biological process: protein phosphorylation. The record is from RefSeq and is a predicted model, not a curated record.
GGGAAUUGCCAGUAGACAUAUGUCUGCAGUACGAAUAAGAGUAUGGAUUUCAUAUGAAAAUGUAACUUAAGCAAACACAUUAUUUUAAAUUAUGGUGCAAAUUAUCUGUUGUUAUUUUAAGUGUUAAAAAGUAAAUUAAAUCAGUUUUUCAUGGUUACCUGAGUAAUAGAAAUCAGAAAAUAACAACAAAAAUGUGUUCUCCUGCAAUAAAAAAUAUUUCAUCUUUUUUAACCCCUAUAAAAUCACCAGUUAUCAGAUUGUCCUCACCACUAAACAUAGAUAAAUGCUCUUCUAGCCACAUGAAUAAGACAUUACCUAAGUAUUUAAGCCAACAAUUGCUUUCCUUGAGGAGGCUGGAACUGAGAGAUGACAGAGAGGCAGAAUGUUGUUUGUCUGUCCAGUCUUCAAAAAAGAGAAGGGAUACAUCAGUAAACAACAGGGUAGCCAAGUGCCUGUUUUCUCCAGUAAGAACUUCCAAACCUCAUGAAGUAACUCAAACCAUUAGAAGGUAUCAGACAAUUCCUUCCUUUGAUACUCCCCAGCGUAAUUCAAUUACAGCCGGGACACUGAGAAGUAAAACUAGGGGUUUUGUGUUAGGUCGGGGAAGCUAUGGAGUGGUUGUAAAGGGAAAGUAUAAACGUGAACUAGUAGCUGUGAAAAUUAUACCAAAAAUCAAAGAGUCUAAAAGUCGUCAAUGUUUGGACAGGGAAAUGAAUGCCCUUAGUUUAAAACAUCCAAAUAUAAUUGAAGUCCACAAGGUGAUCAGACAUUCUCCAAGUGAUAUAGGUUUUGUGAUCAUGGAACUGAGUGAUAAUAUUGAUUUGGAAACCCUCCUUCAAUGUGAAAUAUUGCCAUUUAGCAUCAAACUAAGAUAUCUAAAACAGACUGGGAGAGCACUUGAGUAUUGCCAUAGUAAAGGAAUUUUACAUUUGGAUGUAAAACCAAAAAAUAUUACUCUAUGUCCAUCAAAUAAUAUUUGCAAACUUUGUGAUUUUGGAAGUUCGAUAUCUACUUGUAGUGCUGAGAAAUCAAGAAGCAAUAUAAAGGGAACGUUAAAAUAUUCAGCUCCUGAGUUAUUACGAGGAAAGACUGUAACAGACAAAACAGACACUUACGCAUUUGGAAUCACCAUGUGGCAGGUCAUUAAUCAAGAGGUACCUUAUGGAAAAGAGGAUUUACAUGUUGUCAUCUAUAAGGUGGUAGCACAGAAUUUUCGGCCAGAUAAUCAUAUCUUGUUGUGCAACACACCAGCUGACCACAUCUAUAAAGCCUGCUGGGCAGCUAAUCCUACUGAGAGGCCUUCAAUGUCUACAGUUGUAACAAUGUUAGAAGGAAUUAAAACCACUUGAAUAAGUAAAAAAGUUUUAUUGUCUGAUA